AUGGGUCUCUGCGCAUCUUCAGAAAAGAACGGCAGCACUCCUGACACACAGACCGCCAGUGCUGGUAGUGACAACGCUGGCAGGGCAAAGGUUUCAGCCCAACAGCAGCCGCAAAGGCAGCCGCAGAAGACUGUAAGGACAGUCAACACGGCAAGUCAACAAGAGAAGCAGCAACAGCAACAGCAGCAGCAACCGUUCGCGCGUAAUGUUAAGGACAACAACACGAGCAUCAACAACGCGAUAUCUCCCACGGCUACAGCAAACACCAGCGGAUCACAGCAGAUCAAUAUCGACUCUGCCCUGAGAGACAGGUCGACUAAUGGUCCAGCACAGCCAUCGUUGUCAGACGCAUCAAGUGGCAGCAACGGUAAAGAACUCAAAGUACUGUUGUUGGGUGCCGGUGAAAGUGGUAAGUCCACGGUAUUACAACAGUUGAAGAUUUUGCACCAGAAUGGGUUUAGCGAGCAGGAAAUCAAAGAGUACAUCCCGUUGAUCUAUCAGAAUCUAUUGGAAAUUGGCAGAAACAUCAUCCAGGCAAGAACAAGGUUCAACGUUAACUUGGAAGCGAAGUGUGAACUGACGCAACAAGACCUGUCGAAAGCCAUGUCCUAUGAAAUGCCAAAUAACUACACGGGCCAGUUUCCGGAAAAUAUCGCGGGCAUAAUAUCUACAUUAUGGGCCUUGCCCUCCACACAGGACCUAGUCAAUGGCCCCAAUGCAUCGAAGUUCUACCUGAUGGAUUCGACCCCAUACUUUAUGGAGAAUUUCACCAGGAUCACUUCGCCCAAUUACAGACCCACCCAGCAGGACAUACUGAGAUCAAGACAGAUGACGUCAGGGAUCUUUGAUACCGUCAUUGACAUGGGCUCGGACAUUAAGAUGCAUAUCUACGAUGUCGGUGGCCAGCGUUCGGAAAGAAAAAAAUGGAUCCACUGCUUCGACAAUGUCACUUUGGUCAUAUUUUGCGUUUCUUUAUCGGAAUACGACCAAGCGCUGAUGGAGGACAAGAACCAGAACAGGUUUCAAGAAUCGCUGGUGCUUUUCGAUAAUAUUGUCAACAGUAGAUGGUUCGCCCGCACAUCUGUAGUGCUCUUUCUGAAUAAAAUCGACCUUUUUGCAGAAAAACUAAGCAAAGUCCCUAUGGAAAAUUACUUCCCAGACUACACCGGCGGGUCGGACAUCAAUAAGGCCGCCAAGUACAUACUUUGGAGGUUUGUUCAGUUAAACAGAGCAAAUCUAAGCAUAUAUCCUCACGUGACCCAAGCCACAGAUACGUCGAACAUUAGAUUAGUAUUUGCCGCGAUUAAAGAAACCAUUUUGGAAAACACGUUGAAAGACUCUGGAGUGCUGCAAUGA
Molecule: messenger RNA, 1356 nt
Organism: Saccharomyces paradoxus
Lineage: Eukaryota; Fungi; Ascomycota; Saccharomycetes; Saccharomycetales; Saccharomycetaceae
Gene: GPA2
Product: guanine nucleotide-binding protein subunit alpha
Exons: 1
Coding region: 1-1356 (451 amino acids)
Biological process (GO): adenylate cyclase-activating G protein-coupled receptor signaling pathway
Cellular component (GO): heterotrimeric G-protein complex
Molecular function (GO): GTP binding; G-protein beta/gamma-subunit complex binding; GTPase activity
Source: RefSeq, a predicted model, not a curated record